Molecule: messenger RNA, 810 nt
Organism: Spirometra erinaceieuropaei
Lineage: Eukaryota; Metazoa; Platyhelminthes; Cestoda; Diphyllobothriidea; Diphyllobothriidae
Source: the annotation of a GenBank genome assembly
AUGAAGAUUGCAGAGGUAGUAGGCGUUUUCCUUACCUGAGAAUCACAGGUGGGGAUGGACGGAAGGAAGGCACGCAUUUUGUUAACAAUGAGUGCGGCAGAUGACCUCAAAGACAAGUUGAAGGACCUCACGGAAGUGUACGAGGAAAUUGCAAAGAAGGAGGCAGAAAAUCAAGAGUACUCCGCCGACCAUGAUGACAAGUCUGGUGACAACAACGAAGAUGGGCUUAUAAAAUCCCACAUUGUGAACUAUCCCCAUCGGCGUUAUUAUUUGGACUUAAAAAAGAACCGUCGGGGUUAUUUUCUCCGUCUUACUAUGAUUUCAACCACAUCGCGGAUAAAGUUGGCGGUUCCAGCACAGGGAAUGCGGGAUUUGUAUAAUUCAAUUUGCGACCUUCUGAAAACCUGGUGGAAUCAAGCUCCAUCCUCCGCGGAACAAAAAGGUAGUGUAUAGCCUUAUUGACUGUGCAGCUCUAAAUCUGCCCGGACCGAAGGCCUUUAGGAUUGACAACAGGACACUCUACUUUGAUUCGGUCUCGAACCGUUAUGGUGUUUUUUUACGCAUCUCCCAAGUCUGGGCAUCCAGCCGAACGGCGAUAACUAUACCCGAACGCUCACUUAACCGGUUUCGGGAUAUAAUCAAUGAACUGGCCGAACGCAUUUCUUCCUCAUCGGUAAGUCUGUCCGGGAUUGAAGAUCUUGUCUGUAGGUGAAAGAGGAGGAGGAUUCUGGUGACAAUGAAAAAGAUGUGGCGCAUUCAACGGAGGAGACCUUAUCUAAGACCCCGAACUCGGAUACCCCGGCAGAUUAA